AUGCUCUCCGGCAACCUCUUCUGGUGUCUCGCCUUGUUCUUCUUGAGCAACGGAGUCUUUACUCUUACCCAGCGGGAUGGAUCGCAGGAUCUCAUACAGCAAUUCGUUAGACAACCGCUCCCCGAAAUCGAAGGACCGGCGAGCACUACGUCGUCUACGUCCACCGCAAAGCUAAUCCCGUACGUUAUUGUUGUGGAACAGAGCGCCACCAGGGAACAGAUCCGGGACCUCAACAACAAACUCUCAACAGAAGCCGCCCCGGGGUCUCUGGAGGCAAAAACCAGCAAACGCACCGGCCUGGUCGUCUUCUUCAAGGCAGACAUCAGCUCCGCCCAGGCCGACGCGAUCGAGAAGCUUCCCGGUGUUGGUGCUAUAACCCCUGAUUCGAGUCCCGAUGAAGAACAACCGCCUACCCCGUCGGCGCCCCAAUCAUCGGCGCGGCCGUCGUUGACGCCUCGUCAAUUAUUUGGCAAGGGUCGGUCCAAGUCGCCGCUGACGGACGUCCGAAACCCGGCCGACGUCCGCCUCCAGAUGCCGGCCGCCAUAGAACUCAACGUCAUCUCCCAGCCCCCCGGCUCGGUGCGCGCCGAGAACCUCCCCGGGUUCGCAUACGCCGCCGAAGCUGGUAAAGGGGUGACGAUCUACGUGAUCGACACCGGCGCCAACAUUGAGAGUCCGGAAUGGAAAAACAUGAAGGGGAGCAAGAGCUUUAUAUACACGCCUGGCGUUGAGGAGUCGGAGACGGACCCGGAAGGCCACGGCUCCUGUAUAGCGUCCAAGGUGACAGGCCGACUAUUCGGUACCGCCAAGGACGCCAACAUUGUCAUGGUCAAGAUUCACCACAAGGAAAAAGGAUUGGCUUCGACUUUCUCGGCACUCGUGGAGAUCAGUAACGACGUCUACGAGAAGGGCAUCCAGGGCAAGGCUGUAGUCAACCUAUCAUUAGGGAAAUACUUAACCAAGAAACAGAAGUCCUCUGUGACAGCGUACAGGCUCCUCCUCGCCACUGUUAUGAAUGAAGACAUCGUUAUCGUCACAGCGUCAGGCAACGCAAGAAGAGAUGGCUUUAAUAAGCUGUCAGACUACCCAGCACUUUUUAGUCGGACCACAAACAUUAUUGUUGUUGGCGCCGUUGAGGAAGACGGCUCCCGCAGCCCAUACUCCCAGGGCACCGCUAAAGAGCUGACUACGUCAGCCCCAGGCGAAGUUACGUGCGCCUCAGCUAAAUCUUCGACGACCUGGGCCAGGAAAGUUGGCACUUCUUUUGCCGUCCCCGCCGUCGUAGGAGUUAUCGCCGUCUGGCUCUCCCAAGACGAACAUGCCGCCCGGCUUCAGAUCCCUGGCAAGGUCGCAGCAAACGUGAAGGCCAUGGUGAAAGAGUUCUCGUACCCGCGCAUCAAACGCGGGCCGCCUGUGAUUUGGAAUGGCAUUGACCCACGGGGACUCGCUUGCGAGUCGCCAAGAAGGCCGGGCGACGCCGGGUCGGGCUGCCGGGUGACCGUAGACCCCCCUGCCUCGGCGCGGCCCCCGCGGCCCCCUAAGCCCCAGUGGAGCGAUAACCCGCAGGGCUUUCAGCGCGUCUUCGAAGAGGACGGCGUCAUAGGCCACAGCUACGUCGAUAGCUGGGACAGCUCGGAAUUUGACGUCAAGGGCAGUAUCGAGCAGUGGUGCCUGGAUAGAUGUACAGGCAAGUGCGCCUCUGUCUUUAUCUACCGGAUACUGCAGUUCAAAAACGGGAAAUACAACGAGGAUUAUUUCUGCAGCACGUACGUUAACAGAUAUACCAUGCUUGAACGAGAUAUAGAGAGAGGGACAGAGAGGCACUGA
Messenger RNA from Colletotrichum destructivum, 1827 nucleotides. Its product is annotated as Putative peptidase S8/S53 domain, peptidase S8, subtilisin, His-active. The coding region runs from base 1 to 1827 and encodes 608 amino acids. Gene Ontology annotation, biological process: proteolysis. Gene Ontology annotation, molecular function: serine-type endopeptidase activity. NCBI's taxonomy places the organism in Eukaryota, Fungi, Ascomycota, Sordariomycetes, Glomerellales, Glomerellaceae. The record is from RefSeq and is a predicted model, not a curated record. The transcript has 7 exons.